AAAACAAUCGGCCCCGCGCCGCCAUCUUGGGCCGGCUCCGCACGCCGCGCGGUGAAUGGGUCGCUAUGAGAGAGCCACAGGGGAGCGGCGGCAGCAGCAGCAGCAGCGCUCCGAGGGCUGCCCCGAGCUGCCGCCCGCCCUCGGCAGGCUCUAGAGGCCGCCCGCAGGGAGCCCUCGGGCUCGGCCUUUUUUUCUCCUUCUCCUUUUCUCGCUCCUCAGCCCGCCCCGAGCCGCGCUGCUGGACCGGCAGAGUUGGGCUCCGCCGCGCCGCCACCGCCGCCGCCCGGGAGCUGAGGGGGACGCGGCCGGGAGCGGGCCGGGGCCGGGGCCAGGGCCAGGGCUAGGGCAGGGCCCAGGGGAGCCCUCCCCGCUGUUCCGCGCCUCCCCGCCGAGCUCUUUUUCCCCCUUUUUUUUAAUAAUUUUUUAAUUUUUUUUUUAAUUUUUAAUUUUUUUCCUCACAAAAUCCUGACCGGACACAGCCGCCGUUGUGGUAGGGCGAGGGGAGGAGGAGGAGGAGGAGGAGGAGGAGAGGCGGCCGUGAGGGGUCGGCGGGCGGCAGGGACAGGGGGACAGGGCACGGACAGACGGACAGAGGGGGCCAGGACAGCGGGACAGGGCUGCCCCAGCCCCCUGUGAUCCCCCCUCAGCCCCUUCCCUCCCCCAGGAGCUUCCCCGGGACUCGCCGCCCUCCUCCCCGGCGGCCGGGCGCUGCCUGCUUUUUGCGGCGUGUUUUUAAUUUAAUUCUGUUUUUUUCUCCUUCUCCUCGUUUAAAUACCAAAUACAGACCCCCCCCCACUCCAGAGGGGGAGGAGGGGAUGGAGGUGUCUUAGGAAAAAAAAAAUCCCCAAUUCCUCAGCCCGGGCUGAAGGCCGGCCCGGAGGGGGGGGGCGAUGAGCUCGGGCUGAGCUGUGGGGAGCCGGUGUCAGGGCUGGUGCCAACCCCAGCCCUGCUGCUGCCCCUCAGCUGGUGCCAGCCCCAGCCCUGGUGCUGCUGCUCCUUGGCACCCCCAGCACCUUCAACAGCACUGCCACCCAAGCCCAGCCUGGCCCACGUGCGGCCGCCGGCCUCCUCCCGCAGGACUCCCGACCCGGCUCUUCCUUGGAGGCUUUGGACGUUGGAAGGCGAAAUGGAGCUGCUCUUCUUCUCCCAAACACUACACGUUGCGUAACGGGGAGCCAGGACGAAAGCCCCGACCCGGCUGCUGGUCUCGGUACGACUCCCAGCGCUCGGCACCCACCGGGGAUGCUUUAGGGAGCUUGAUGCGGAACAGAGUUGGAGCCUCUUCAGAGACUUCGUCGUGUCCGGCGGCUUAAUCGCUGACUUCUUUUUCUUAGUGGAUUCGUAACAUACUUUUAUGAAUUAAAUUUUGCCACUGUUUGUACAGAAGCCAAAUGACACGUGUGUUUUGAAACACGGUUCCAAAUAUAUCCAGCCCUGAACCCGGAUUCUCGCUAGAAAGAGCCGGAGGGAGAUCGGCAGUCUCUACAUAAACCUGAUUUUACUGUUUCGUGAACAUUACCCUCUUUAGAGAUGUUGCUGUAGAUUGCUUUACAACUGUUCGGCGAGAAGGGGGAUUUUCCAGCUUGCUGGACCCAGGAAACUGGAUACUUAAAGUCACUUAAAUGUUUUAACAGCAUUGGAAAAUGGGAGCUGCUACUAAGUUGGCGUUUGCUGUUUUUCUUAUCUCUUGUUCUUCAGGUGCCAUACUCGGCAGAUCAGAAACACAAGAGUGUAUCUACUACAACGCUAAUUGGGAAAAAGAUAAAACAAAUCGCAGUGGCAUUGAACCUUGUUACGGCGAUAAAGAUAAAAGACGACACUGUUUUGCUACGUGGAAGAAUAUUUCCGGAUCAAUUGAAAUUGUGAAACAAGGCUGCUGGCUAGAUGACAUCAAUUGUUAUGACAGGAAUGAUUGCAUAGAGAAAAAAGACAGCCCUGAAGUGUUCUUCUGCUGUUGUGAAGGCAACAUGUGCAAUGAACGCUUUUUCUAUUUCCCAGAGAUGGAGGUCACACAACCAACUUCCAACCCGGUUACACCGAAGCCGCCUCUGUUCAAUACCUUGCUCUAUUCAUUGGUGCCUAUCAUGGGAAUUGCAGUGAUCGUGCUCUUUUCGUUUUGGAUGUACAGACAUCACAAGCUAGCGUAUCCUCCUGUGCUUGUUCCAACCCAGCACGCCUUUCAUAUAAUGAUUGAGGACCCUGGCCCACCACCGCCGUCGCCCCUGAUGGGUUUGAAGCCGUUGCAGUUGCUCGAGAUCAAAGCUAGGGGAAGGUUUGGCUGCGUGUGGAAAGCUCAACUCCUGAACGAGUAUGUUGCAGUCAAAAUAUUCCCCAUUCAGGACAAACAGUCCUGGCAGAAUGAAUAUGAAAUUUACAGUUUACCAGGAAUGAAGCAUGACAAUAUUCUACAGUUCAUCGGUGCAGAGAAACGAGGCACUAGCAUUGAUGUCGACCUCUGGUUAAUUACAGCAUUUCACGAAAAGGGUUCGUUAACCGACUUUCUCAAGGCUAAUGUGGUUUCCUGGAAUGAGCUGUGUCACAUUGCUCAGACCAUGGCUAGGGGCUUGGCUUAUCUUCACGAGGAUAUACCAGGGCUGAAAGAUGGACACAAGCCUGCCAUCUCACACAGGGACAUCAAAAGCAAGAAUGUGCUGCUGAAAAAUAACCUUACAGCUUGUAUCGCUGAUUUCGGUCUAGCUUUAAAGUUUGAGGCUGGAAAGUCUGCAGGGGAUACACAUGGACAGGUUGGCACACGAAGGUAUAUGGCUCCCGAGGUACUAGAAGGUGCUAUCAACUUCCAAAGGGAUGCAUUUCUGAGGAUAGAUAUGUACGCCAUGGGACUGGUCCUCUGGGAGCUGGCGUCACGCUGUACUGCCUCAGAUGGCCCAGUGGAUGAGUACAUGUUGCCAUUUGAAGAAGAAAUUGGCCAGCAUCCCUCCCUUGAAGACAUGCAGGAAGUUGUAGUUCAUAAAAAGAAGAGACCUGUUUUAAGAGAGUGCUGGCAAAAACAUUCUGGCAUGGCGAUGCUUUGUGAGACCAUCGAGGAGUGCUGGGAUCACGACGCAGAAGCCAGGCUGUCAGCGGGAUGCGUAGAAGAACGGAUUAUCCAGAUGCAAAAACUAACUAACAUUAUAACGACAGAGGACAUUGUGACGGUGGUCACGAUGGUGACAAAUGUUGACUUUCCUCCCAAAGAAUCCAGUCUAUGAUAGUUGCACUGGUCACGUCACUGACCAACAGGACUCUUCACUGGAGCUGCUAAAGCUGACGGGACUGCUCACGUCGUUACUGUUUUCUGUGUGAACCGACCGCUAAGUCUCUCUGGAACAUCAUCAAGAGGUGUUUUUCCUUUAUUUUCCCCUUCCUCCUCCCAAACAGGAAUCCGUGAGACUUUCUGCAUUCCCUGCUUACACCUGAAGGACGCGGGACUGAGGAACGAGAACACGCUGUUAAGGAACUUAAAUGAAGAAUAUGGACCUGUACUGGCUAAUCACGUGUUUUAAAAACUGACAUCAGAUUUCUUAAUACCUGUCGGAAGAGACUAAUUCCUUAAAUGAACUACUGUUAUUUUUUUUAAAUCAAACAUUUCAUUUCAGAUUUAAAAAAGGGUAACUUGUUUUUAUUGCAUUUGCUGUUGUUUAUAAAAAUGACUAUUGUAAUGCCAAUAUGACACAGCUUGUGAAUGUUUAGUGUGCUGCUGUUCAGUGUACAUAAACAAAAGUAAUCAAGUGGGAUAUAGCAAAGAGGCUUCCAAGUAUUACUUAACCUCCCUCAACAAGGUAUACCUCAGUUCCACCUCUGCUAAAUUAUGAGAUUGACAACACUAACAAAAUUUGAAUAAUAAAUUGAUCCAUGUUUUGUAAAUGAUGUAUUUCAAAUUCACUGUGUUAUUUAAAAAGGGUAAGCUAUGCUUCAUGCCAACAGUAAAUGGCCAUUCCUAAAGCAGUGUUUUUAGCCUUUUCUUGUACUAGCUUGUUGUGUAUAAAAAAAAAAAGUGCUGUUUAUUGAAACAAAAUUUUCCUUCUUGUUUUAGUUUAAAGCUUUUCUCUUACCUCCAUUUCCCAGAGUAUCUCAUACAUUUAUUUAAUGGAAUACUAUUUAGGUUUGCUGUGUCUGAGGAAUAUUUGAAAACUUAAGCAUGACUUUUUUAAUUUUCUGUGAGCUAGGACACUGGAAAGCUCUGAAUUCUUUCUUUUUUUUAAAAGUCUUUUUCCUAUUUAUGUUUGUGACGAGGUCUGCCUAGUGUGUUUUCUGUUUCACUAAACAGUAUGCAGUGGGUUCUGUAUCACUGUUUCAGGAUCACCUCAGGAAGCUCAGUUACCCCAAAUUCUUAACUCUCUGCAACUUCACUCUACUUAAUGCUCGGUGCCAUCUGAUCCAACGUACUUCAUGUCUGUGAUAUGCAGAUUUAUCCCAGAACCGUACUAAAAAAUUGGAGCCAGAGUUGUCUGAUUACAAACGCUUAAAAAUUUCAGGGAUAAUUUAGUCACACGUAAAAUAUGCAAUGACAAGUAAGAGGUAACGAAUACUGAUCUUCGUACCACAGACUCAUAAAAAAAAAUAAGGAAAAACAUUGAAAUUGCUUUCACAAUGUUAUCUUUGAGUUUAGGAAGUCAUGCCUUAUAUUUAAGUUCCAAAGUGGUAGAUAGGUGCCAAAGUGCUUCUCAGAAGUACUGUUUCACUACAUUUAUUUGAUCUUUUUACACUAAUUUCCAAGUAAAAUAAAUUUUAGAGACCUCUAGAGGACAGAACCACCACUGGUUAGUGUAUGCUGCGUGCUUUUAUCCUUGUGUUUUGUUUGGUUUUGCACCAUGCAGUCAGGGGCUUUUGAAGGAAGCUCUGGAUGUUGUAAGAGCUUGCUGUGAAGGUUAUCUUGAGAAGCUGCUCCUGCAGCCACAGGAUGCUGUUUUACAUGUGCAUGAAUUUAAUCUCUGGGAACAAUAAGAGAUGUUACAGAUAAAACAAGACCUAGGUCAGCAUGCUCGUAGUAGGAAGGGAAGGAAAGGUGGUGCAGUGGUGCUCAUGUAACAUCCACCCCACGUCCCCAUCUUGGUGUUUGUCAUGUUCAUGCCUAAGGCCUCACAGAGCCAGAGGAACCCUGCUCUGAAGGGUGACCGGCACUGUAGGUACAACUCAGUGUUGUUCUGCUUGGGUAUAAAAAGGAGAAAAGUAGCUUGUGGCCACUUCUUUAACUGACAUCUUCAUUUUGCUUCCAUUUUGAAGCCAGGGAUGCUAUUUUACGCAUGCAGCAGGGCACAAUCGUAGCUGCUGAGUUCUGAACAAAGCAGGCUCCAGUCCCACCUUACUGAAGGCCUCUGUGCUCCCAUGGAGCUGUAACCCCAGUGCUGACAAAGGUGGAAUAAAUGCAGCUGAUUUAAUAACCAUUACUCAAGAUCUGAUGCAAAAUGUGGUCCUGUGUAAAAUUGGCAGCAUCUCGCUCUGAUCCUGUAAAGUUCAGCUACUGCAGGCUCUGGCAGCAAGGUGUUGGGGAUCCUGCUGGUGGUGCCCAAAAUCCAUGGGGAAUUUUGGGGUGCUGGAGGAGCCUGAGCUGGCUGAGGCAGCAAAAGUUCAAACCAUGCAGGGAUCAUUGAGGGCUCAAGCACUGUAUUACACGGAGUUUCCUGUUUUUUUUUCCAAGAGCAUAAUGUAGAUACAAAAAGGAUGUUCAUAAUAUAAUUAAGUGCUAUUUAAUUGGUUAAGAAACCCAACCACCACCCCCCUGUGCUGCUCUAGUACCGCUGCCCUCACAGGACAUUGGGAUUUGCUUCCAGAGCAUCAGGCAUGCAAGUUGAUAAAGGGCCCGGUUUUACAAGUAUAAACAAAAGCAGGAUGGGUGAAGCUGCUGCUAGUGGAACUAUUUGGCAUUAUUUACCAGCAGCCAGUGACCAGCAUCCCUCACUGUCUCCAGCAGUACAGGGUGUGAGCUCCAUGGGGACACCCUGUGCCCUGCCUCAGGAGGAGCACCCAGCCCCUGGGCCCCAUUUUCAGCUGAGGGCUGCUGCAGUGCCUCUGCUGUGUGGGCCCCAGGGCUGACAACAGAGCCAGGGCUCGGCCUCCCCAGAAGUUGAAGCCCCCUGCCAUGUUCCCUGUUGUGUUGUUGCUGGGCAAGGAGUUUUUCCAUCACCCGCUGCAUGGCUUUGUACUCACUGCUAUGUGCCCACAGCAUCUCAGAGCAGAGCCUGUGCCUCGUAGUUGGAGUUGUGGUGGGCUGAAACUACACCUUAGGAUGGAAAGUCACCGCCUUGGACCUGCUCGUUGAGAGGGGUAAAAGUCAGCCUAGGUUCAAGUACCAACUUCUGGUGUGCUACCUAAGUUUAAUCAGAGGGUAAUAAGACAUUUCCUGGUCAUAUUAGCAUUUGACAGAAUCCCUAGAUUACCGGUUCGCUCUUUUUUCCAGCUUCUCUUUUAAACCUCUUUUAAUGUUUACUUUUAUUAGGAACACUUGGUACAAAAAGCAGAAAGCUGUAACAUAGGCUCAUGGGCAAAACAAUUCAAGUAGCAUCCUUGAUGGAACAUCAUUUACCUCAGAUACUCAACCAGCAGUACUUUUUUUUUUUUUUU
Molecule: messenger RNA, 6561 nt
Organism: Anas platyrhynchos (mallard)
Lineage: Eukaryota; Metazoa; Chordata; Aves; Anseriformes; Anatidae
Gene: ACVR2A
Product: activin A receptor type 2A
Biological process (GO): activin receptor signaling pathway; protein phosphorylation; cellular response to growth factor stimulus
Cellular component (GO): activin receptor complex; plasma membrane
Molecular function (GO): activin receptor activity; ATP binding; activin binding
Source: RefSeq, a predicted model, not a curated record